Solanum tuberosum (potato) is the source of this 618-nucleotide messenger RNA. RefSeq lists its product as uncharacterized. Bases 1 to 618 code for a protein of 205 amino acids. Gene Ontology annotation, molecular function: nucleic acid binding. Lineage: Eukaryota; Viridiplantae; Streptophyta; Magnoliopsida; Solanales; Solanaceae. The transcript has a single exon. The record is from RefSeq and is a predicted model, not a curated record.
AUGAAUGGAGCCGUAGAAGCCGCCAACAAGAACAUAAAGAAGAUUCUGAGGAAAAUGAUUGAUAAUCGCAGAGGAUGGCAUGAGAUGUUGCCAUAUGCUUUGUUGGGUUACCGAACGACUGUCAGAACAUCAAUUGGAGCUACUCCGUAUCUGCUAGUAUAUGGAACAGAAGCAGUUAUACCUGCAGAAGUUCAAAUACCUUUAUUGGGAAUCAUUAAAGAAGCUGAAUUGGACGAUGCUGAAUGGGUCCGCAAACGGAUUGAUCAGUUAACAUUGAUUGAGGAAAAGAGAAUGAUUGUUGUUUGUCAUGGACAACUGUAUCGACAGAGAAUGAUCCGUGCUUACCACAAGAAAGUAAGAGCCAGAAUAUUUGAAAUUGGUCAGUUAGUUCUCAAACGCAUUUCCCCUCAUCAAGAUGAAUAUAAAGGGAAUUUGCACCAAAUUGGCAAGGACCCUACAUGGUUCGCAAAGUAUUAUCCGGAGUGUCUUAGUCCUGUCGGAGAUGGAUGGCACCGAAUGGCCAAAAUCGAUCAAUUCAGAUGCUGUACAGAGAUACUACGUGUAAAGUUUCAGUUUGUAUUUCUGUCAUUCCCUUGUAAUCGUUCUAUUUGCUUGUAA